CCCCAUUAUUCUUUUCUGCUACCCUUGUCUCUAUCUUAGGGCUUAGGCUUUAUUAUCUUACAAAGAAAAUUCAAAAAUCAUAUAAAAUUGCAUAGACAUUUUUAUUUUUUGGGUAAGCAUAAGAAAGAAAAUUUUCCUUUGUAUCAAUUGACAAUAAUUUCGUAUUAUGUUACCCUCGGUUCUAAAUCUAAAGGGUUCACAUGAAACUAUGAAAGGGUUUCUAACUUUUUAUGACUUUCUUUUUUUUAGGCCUCUUUAAUCAUUAGUUUUCUUUUUUCUUUUCUUUUUUAAAAGAAGUUAGUUAAGUUUUUAUCACUCAAUCAUUCUUUGUUUGUAUCGGAUAAUUUUUCAUAACAAAUGAGAUAAAAACCUUUCUCCUCUUUGUUGAACAAAUUUAAACCUAGAGUUUUGCAGAAACCUCAUGUUUGUUUCAUCUUCUGAAACCUAGUUUUGUUUAAUAAAGGGGAGUGGGGACUUGGAAAGCUGGUUAGAGUUAGAUCUAAAGAGGGAUUUUUUUUAUCUUUUUUUUUUCUUCCCUGAAUUUUCGGAAUUUUCGUAUUUUUUUAUUUAUUUAACGGGGGGAUAUUGGCGAUUUUACUUAAUUUUUGUAUCAUCUGUAUGUCACAAAAUCGAGCACAUUUGUUGGCUGCACAAAAGGAGAAAAGGCGGACUUUGUAAUUUGGGUGCAGGUGAGCCUCUUAAUGGUUCUUUGACAUACUACCAUCUUGGAGUUCUGCUUUGAAAUUCUCUGGCCAAUGUCGCAAGUUUUGCUUGUCAGUGUUGAUGGGGACAGUGUACACGGGAACUUUGUCUAGUGAUGGAAAAUCUCAGAGACCUUCAUCGUCGUGUACUUCGUUUACUUUGAAGAGGAUCCAUGAUCCAAUGAGUUCGGUGCAAUCGAUGGAUGCUUCUGCGUUACCACAGAUACAUAUGGAUGGUCAAAGCUGUGCUGAUGAUGAUAUUGACAUUUCAAGGUCCCUUAGGCGCAGAACCUCGGUAAAUUAUGGGAUGUUUGAUGGGAGCUCAGGGGAAGAAUCAGACACCGAGGAAUUUAUUAAGGUACAAUCUUCGCAAAGGUGUUUGCCGAAAGGGGUUACUCGAGGAUGCAUAAACUGCACUGACUGCCAAAAGGUAUCUGCUAGAUGGCGUCCAGAAGAGGCACUAAGACCUAUAAUCGAUGAUGCUCCUGUUUUCUACCCAAGUGAAGAGGAGUUUCAGGAUACUGUUGCAUACAUUGCAAGCAUACGUGAGAAGGCAGAAAGAUAUGGCAUUUGCCGUAUCGUUCCUCCUCCUUCAUGGAAACCUCCCUGUCCCUUGAAAGAGAAGAACCUGUGGGAAAAUUCUAAAUUUGUCACUCGAGUCCAACGAAUAGACAAGCUUCAAAACCGUGAACCUAUGAAAAAAAGCCAUAUGAAUUGUGGCAAGAGGAAACGUGGGAGAAGUUCGAAAAUGGGGAUGACCUUUGGGCCUAACAAUUCAGACACAUCGGCUGACCAACAACAUGGAUUUGGUGAUGAGGGUAGAUUUGGGUUUGAACCAGGUCCAGGCUUUACUCUGGAUGCUUUUCAAAAGUAUGCUACUGAUUUCAAGAAGCAGUACUUUGGUAUCCAAAAUGGAGCUACAAAUACAAGCCCUGGAGAGAGCGAACUUCAAAAGAGUUGGGAACCUUCAAUGGAAAAUAUUGAAGGUGAAUAUUGGAGGAUGGUUGAGAAACCAACUGAAGAGAUUGAGGUGCUCUAUGGGGCUGAUAUAGAAACUGAAGUUUUCGGAAGUGGAUUUCCAAAGGCAUCCUUGGCAACAGCAGAUGCCGAAUCUUGUCAAUAUGUGCAGUCAGGCUGGAACUUAAAUAAUUUCCCAAGGCUUUCGGGUUCUGUGCUCUCUUUUGAGAAGGAUGAUAUUUCUGGUGUUUUAGUGCCUUGGUUAUAUGUAGGAAUGUGCUUUUCAUCAUUUUGCUGGCAUGUUGAAGAUCACCACUUCUAUUCGUUGAACUAUAUGCAUUGGGGUGCUCCAAAAUUGUGGUAUGGGGUCCCAGGAAAUAGUGCCUUGCAGCUGGAGAAAGCCAUGACGAAGCAUUUACCACAUUUAUUUGAGGAACAACCCGACUUACUUCAUAAACUUGUCACUCAAUUGUCGCCUUCAAUUUUGAAAUCUGAGGGUGUUCCGGUUUAUCGCUGUGUUCAACAUGCUAGGGAGUUUGUCCUCACCUUUCCUCGAGCAUAUCAUGCAGGGUUCAAUAGUGGUUUCAAUUGUGCAGAGGCUGUAAAUGUGGCCCCAGUUGAUUGGUUGCCUCAUGGGCAGAAUGCGGUUGAGCUUUAUUGUGAGCAACACAGGAAGACAUCAGUGUCCCAUGACAAGCUGUUGUUGGGGGCAGCGAGAGAAGCUGUUAGGGCACAUUGGGAACUUCAAUUGUUAAGAAAAAACUCAUUGGACAACUUGAAAUGGAAAAGUGUUUGUGGAAAGGAUGGAAUAUUAACCAACGCCCUUAAGGAUCGUGUUGAGUUGGAACGUGUAAGGAGGGAAUAUCUUUGCAAUACUUCACAAGGGAAGAAGAUGGAUGCCAACUUUGAUGAGACAACCGAGCGAGAAUGCUUUACUUGCUUUUAUGAUCUGCAUCUCUCUGCCGCAGGAUGUGAAUGUUCUCCAGAACGUUUUGCAUGCUUGAAUCACGCAAAGCAACUAUGCCAAUGCCCUUGGGAUAAGAAAUUCUUCCUCUUCCGCUAUGAAAUGAAUGAGUUAGGAAUACUUGUGGAUGCCUUAGUAGGGAAAUUAAGUUCUAUAUACAGAUGGGCAAACAUGGAUCUUGGCCUGUCCUUGAGCUCCUAUGUAAAUAAAGAUGUCGAACCUCAAAAAUCUAAACCGCAAACUACUUCAGAAGAAGCACAACAUAAAGAUGUAUUGAUCGUGAAAGAUGAAAAUUCUCUUUGUUCCCGUGGUAAGGGAGAAAUUCCUGAAAUAAAGAAUGGACCAUUGGUUUCAAGCUUGAGCUUACAAGAAUCGAAUACAUCCUCUUCACCUCUAAGAGCAGGAGUAGAGAAUCAAAACUCCAAGUCCGUAGAAAAGUGCUCAGGUGCAGAUCAAUCCUAUGCAGAAGCCCCAGUUUGUGGGCCUUUACAGGAAAACUUAUCACAACCGGUUGUGAUGCGAAGCAAUCUAGAGAACCCAGUUAGUAAUGAAAUAAUGGUAAACAAAACUUCGUUCUCUAGGAAAGUUGAUCUUAUACUUAUUGAUGAUGAGGGAGGAAGUGAAGAGCAAGAUAGCUCACAUAUGGACUCAAAGAAGGUCCCCCCACCAAUGAAGGUUGCAGAGCAUUCUGAAAGGUUGAUGCAUUGUGACAAUACUGUAGGUUCUACUGAUUUUAAAUGCAACCUAGUUGCUUAUUCACCAGGAACUAAUGCGUGCCCUAUGAUCAAAGAGGAAGUUGAAUGGCUAUAUACUUGUAUGCAAAAGCUGAAUGGUUUAUCACAUCGAAAGAACAUGGAUUUUGGAGGCCAAAUAAAAGAUGGAAUGUACAGGGAGAAUGAUUGUAUGAAACCCAAUCAUAGUUACUCGUCUUUCCCACAGAAACUUGGCAGUGAUCAAAUUUCCUUUCAGUUUCCUCCUGAAAAGGAUGCAGAUGGAUUUUCACCCAUUAGAGAACCCAAUUAUAAUUAUAAAGUUGGCAUGGGCGUUGGUGAAACAUGCCCCCAUAUUCAGCCACCAUAUGUCUUUGCAAAAUCAAAUGAAGUCGGUAAACGUGAAGGUACGGCGUAUAACAUGUGUUCGAGACCUACAGAUAAUGGACCAAAGGCGCAAUCUUCUGUUGGGCCAAUCCCAUCCUGUGUGAUGGACGAUUCAACAAGAAGUUCUGGCCAAAAGGGUCCUCGCAUAGCUAAAGUGUUGAGGAGGAGCAAUUACAACAUUGAGCAUUUGGAUUAUGGAGUUGUGCUACCUGGAGAUUUAUGGUGUUCUAGCCAAGCUAUAUUUCCUAAUGGAUUUAAAAGCCGAGUUAGAUUUUUAAGUGUGUUGGAUCCAACAGAAACGUGCUACUAUGUUUCAGAAAUUCUGGAUGCGGGAACUGAUGGGCCUUUAUUUAGGGUUACAGUUGAGCACUGUCCAAGUGAGGCUUUCAUACAUACAUCUCCUGGAAAAUGCUGGGACAUGGUGAUAGAAAGACUGAAUCAAGAGAUUAUGAAGCAUAGAACCCUUGGGAAGACAAACCUCCCCCAUUUACAUCCUCCUAUAAAUGGACUAGACAUGUUUGGCCUCUCCUUUCCAGCCAUUGUUGAGGCCAUAGAGGCACUUGACUAUGAUCGUGUGUCCAAAGCGUACUGGCGUUCAAGGUUACAUAGGGACCAAGUUCCGGAAAGAGUAAAAGUCCCUGCCGUAGCUCCUAAACAUUUAACCCCAAUCUUAAACUACGAACCAAAGAAAGCAGUUAGGAUUGAUGUCAAUAACCAAGGAGGCCUUAACCAGCCCUCAAUGGAUCCUGUUGAAAUCAUUUGUAGUAACUUGUUCAAGAAAGCCAACAUGGAAGAACUACAGAUGAUGAAAAGCGUGCUUGCCAGCGAAUUUCGAAGCCCGAAAUGGAAGACUGCCUUUUUAGCUCUUAUGAAAGAGAUGAAGAGAAGAUAGUGCAGUUCCGGUUGGUCACUUCAAGGUGAUCAUUUCACAGGGAAGCUGUCCUCAUAAUUUUUUGUCGUCUCAAUAAUUUUUUGUAACAUGAUUUUGUAAGUGGAGCAUCAUUAUGCUUCUAGCUCAUGUUCAUAGCCUUCACCUUGUAAAUUAGUUCUCUCUUAUAAUGAAAUAUCCAUUGACAAAGAAUAAUUGAAGCAGCCAUGAUUGGAUAACGUAUACUAUGCUGUUUUAUUUGUGGAACAAGGACAGUUGCAUAAUUAAAGAAGCCAUGUUUGGGGUUACUUA
Amborella trichopoda is the source of this 4899-nucleotide messenger RNA. It is a transcript of the gene PKDM7D, whose product is annotated as Transcription factor jumonji (jmj) family protein / zinc finger (C5HC2 type) family protein. The record is from RefSeq and is a predicted model, not a curated record. NCBI's taxonomy places the organism in Eukaryota, Viridiplantae, Streptophyta, Magnoliopsida, Amborellales, Amborellaceae. Gene Ontology annotation, cellular component: chromatin; nucleus. Gene Ontology annotation, molecular function: histone H3K4me/H3K4me2/H3K4me3 demethylase activity. Gene Ontology annotation, biological process: regulation of gene expression; chromatin remodeling.